Messenger RNA from Klebsormidium nitens, 1360 nucleotides. NCBI's taxonomy places the organism in Eukaryota, Viridiplantae, Streptophyta, Klebsormidiophyceae, Klebsormidiales, Klebsormidiaceae. The record is from the annotation of a GenBank genome assembly.
GUGGCAGAGGCGGCAGUGAUGGCCGUGGCGCUUACAAGAGAUCAGACAGCGGAUGAUGGCUGGCUACACUAGCUAAGGGUAGCAUUGUUUGAUCUGCAGGCUUGUUGGACAAGCCCUCCUGCCUGUUGCAGACAAUUUUAUGAGCAGGAUGGCGGUGGACCCUGACUCAAUGAUGUUGCGCGCCGUGGAUAUCUCAGGACCCACGCUGGCCUCUCUUCUCCACGAUGUUCUGGCUGCAGACAGAGAUGUCGAUGGGCUGCUCUUUGGGAGAGUGGCCCAGAGAAUGGUCAGCACUGUGAGCGACCAGGAGGAGGCGACCUCCAGCCAAAAGACCACCGCAACGGUCACCGGUUUCUGCUGCUCGGGGCGCCUCUUCAGCUUCUAUGAUCCUUCCGGCGCCGUAGACCCCCCCCAACUUGCACGGGUUGCAGGAGAGGGCAUCGGGGAGGGGGGACGGGAUCCCGUCAUUGGCUGGUUUGUUGCGCGUCAUAACACUCCCCUGCGGCCCUCGAUGCGCGAGGCCGCAGUCACCUCCUCUCUCCGGGGGGUCUCCUCGGCAGUCCCGGGAGCCCCCCGCCCCGAAUGGCCGCUGCUGUUUGCGCUCUUUGACACAUUCCAAACGCACAACCGGGCCACGCACACGCACGACUACAGGCUGUUCCAGUGCCGGAAACGCGCCACCUGGCACUUUGACCCCGUCUCGGUGAACAUCGUCAACAUCGGGCCGUUCUUCCGGGGGCAGUUCGAUUCCUUUUCUCCCACCGCGCCCUUCCCCCCCCUUCCGCUCUACCCUGGCGGUUUGGAUUCCCCCCGGGUAGGCCUUUCCACACACUCGAGAACCUUUUCUGACAGCAGUGGGGGUGGGGACGACGAACCGGGGGGGAGUUACCUGGAAGACCAGGCGGUUCUGGACCGGCAAACGGAGGGGUACUCGUUAGAAAAGCUGAGGAACCUCGUGGGGCGGGAGGCCCCCCCUCAGAUGCUCGAGAUCGAGACACUCUACCGGGCGAUGCUCGGACGGCUGGAGAAGCUGGCCAAGGACACGUGUCGGGCGUCCGAAGCAGUGCAUGAGCAGGUUGAAAGGAAUGCGGCAUUGCGGAACUCCAAUCGACAGGGCCCGUUGCCCUCGACGUCAUAGGUGUGACUGGGCCCUGCUGCAAAGUAAGGGUCGGACCAAAGCUUCCGAGCAUAGAUCAUUAAUAUCCGAAGGUGCAUUGAAAAGACCCGACAUUCUUUUAGAGUGCAUUGCAAUGGAGUCCGAUCAAUUGUACGCGUUGCAUCGCGGGACUCAAUUAUGUUGAGUCGCGUAUGUGCUGAUUUCGCUGCUAGAUCAUGCGUGUCUGUAUGCGAAAGCGGCGUU